Molecule: messenger RNA, 714 nt
Organism: Postia placenta MAD-698-R-SB12
Lineage: Eukaryota; Fungi; Basidiomycota; Agaricomycetes; Polyporales; Adustoporiaceae
Exons: 4
Coding region: 1-714 (237 amino acids)
Molecular function (GO): heme binding; monooxygenase activity; iron ion binding
Source: RefSeq, a predicted model, not a curated record
AUGCGCGAUGCUAUCCUGGCCCAGAUACAGGACGGUCACUCUGAGAUUGACAUGCUGCAUUGGACUGGGCGCGCCGCGCUCGAGCUCGUGGGGCAGGGUGGUCUAGGUUACUCCUUCGGCUCGUUAGCCUCUGAGAUGCAAGAUGACUACGGCGAUGCUCUCAAAGCCUUGACCCCUUCCCUCGUCAGCGUCGACUUGCUGGAGCGACUGGUUCCAUGGGUCUGCGGCAUCGGACCGGCAUGGCUGCGGCGCCUGGCUAUCGAUGUAUUUCCGAAUGCCGGACUUCGAAGAUUGAAAUCGGUAGUAGAUUGCAUGACCAGGAGGUCCGUGGAGAUCUACGAGUCGAAGAAAGAGGCAUUGAAUAAAGGCGACAAGGAUGUUGUCCAGCAAAUUGGAGAGGGGAAGGAUAUCAUGAGUGUCUUGAUGAAGGCUAAUCAAGUGGCAUCCGAUGGAGAUCGCAUGACAGAAGAAGAACUAAUUGGACAAAUGUCGACACUUAUCUUCGCAGCAUCAGACACAACCUCGAACGCACUGGUUCACAUUUUGCAAACUCUGGCGGAACAUCAAGACUGGCAGAAGAAACUAAGAGCGGAAUUACUUGGAGCCGGUGCAGGAAACCAGAUAUCAUAUGAACAGCUUAACCGUCUGCCAUUGCUCGAUGCGAUUUGCCGCGAGACGCUUCGCCUGUACGCGCCACAGUUCUCAUCCGGGUAA